Electrophorus electricus (electric eel) is the source of this 3580-nucleotide messenger RNA. RefSeq names its product zinc finger protein 513b (gene znf513b). Lineage: Eukaryota; Metazoa; Chordata; Actinopteri; Gymnotiformes; Gymnotidae. Gene Ontology annotation, biological process: positive regulation of transcription by RNA polymerase II. The record is from RefSeq and is a predicted model, not a curated record. Gene Ontology annotation, cellular component: nucleus.
GCUGGCAUUGUUGUCAACAUGAACUGUGCUCAAAUUAUUGCAAUUGAUAGCUAACCUAGCUAGCAAAGUGUCUGACUACUUCGAAACAUGCCAAUGGAACCAAAGCUUGUAUUUUCACCUGACUACUGUUUACAGGAUAUUAACAAACCCAACACCGAGUUUUUGUGGACAUUUUACUUGUUGCAGUUAUUCACUCCCAAUCUUGCGGAUGGACGCGGGGCUGUUUUGAUUAACGUUAGUUAAAUAAGAUAGGAUAAUGCUAGCUGUCUUGCAAGUGAGGUUAUAAGAUGUUGAAUUAAUUUAGCUGUAGUUAGCAAGCUAGUGAAUAAGUUGUUGAUACAUCAGUCCCCUGAUUCAAAAUGACUGGCGUGAUGUUACUAUAAGAAUUAUUGUUACUUUGUUGUGUAUAUAGAUAGCAAACUAAUUUAUUUAGGCUAUUCCAGAUAUUCUGUGGAACAUUUUUAUUUAACUCAUCACCUACUUCAGCACUUGUAACGUUAGCUAGUUAAGCUAACAUAGUCAAUCCAGCUAUUUAGCUAGCUACAUAACCUAGCUGUAGCACACUGCUAUUUCAUGCCUAGCUCUAAAUGUCAGUGUAAUAUAAAACUAAAGUUCGCGGCUUGCUUAUGGACUGACUUAAAUGUCAGACGUUUGUUUUUUCUGCAUGUGGGUUAAAUCGUUUUUGGCACGUAGCUUGUCAUUAGUUAACGUUAGUUAACAGAAAAAACAACAUAGCUAGCUAGCUAACUACGUUAGCUAUCUAAACCGAAUGACAAUAGCUAGCUAUUUUCGUUUGAGUUGAUAUUGGCUCUUGUCUGUGUUAAAGUAUUUUUAAUGAUUCACAAGAUUCUGUAGUUAGUAGAAAAACGUUUUAAACCCAGUAAAUUUACGUUUAUGCUGCUCUUUGGUUAAUAAAUAAGCUGCAGUUUUAUGAAGUUGCGAAGGAAAGGGAGCCACAAACACGAUGAGCAUGAUCAUGACACUGAUAGCACUGUCUUUGUUUGGUGGUGGAAGAGGAAGAUGACAGUGUAAGGGGGGGGGGAUGAGCUGAUUCGAAGUCGACCAGAAGAAACUGCAAGUCGGAGACUACUAUAAAAUGCCCAGAAGAAAACAAUCAAAUCCACAACCUGUAAAAUUGGGAUCUGAAGAUGCAGUUGGUGUUGUUAACCCAGAGAGCCUUGUCCUGGAGAGCGAUUUCCUCCUUGGACAAGACUUGGCAUUUGGAGAAAAUGACUAUAAGAUCAUAGGAUUUGAGAGAGACUCUGAUUCAGUGACUGCUGACAUGGGAAUUCCAGUGUAUGCCUUUAGUGAUGAGGACUGCUCCAGUUACAACCAUCUCAGCAUGGAGAGUGACUUUGAGGACCCACGAGACACUGAGAGUGAACGAGAGGAGAUGGGGGGGGAUUCGUCCUUUGCACCCAACCUCUCUUGCAGGCAGUGUGGUCAGCUUCUUGGUGACCCCCUCAGUGGAACCUUAGACCUUGCGGGACACUACUGCCUGCGGUGUGGGGAUGAGGGGAGAAUCCCAGAGCGAAAGGCUGGUAGGGGAGAGGAGCUUCUACCUGCUGAGGGCUCCCAGGAAAAAGGGCACAGAGGGAGGUCAGCUGCCAAUGGCAGCUCCUGCAAAACCUACUCUUGCAAACUGUGCAGCUUCACCUCCCGCUACUCCAACCACCUGAAGCGGCACAUGAAGACGCACAACGGUGAGAAGCCUUAUCAGUGCCAGCACUGUACGUAUGCCUCCGCCCAGCUGGUGAACUUGCAGAGACAUGUGCGCACACAUACUGGGGAGAAGCCAUACAAGUGUGACUUCUGUACGUUUGCCUGCAACUCCCUCGGCAACCUAAAGAGGCAUCAGCGCAUGCAUACUCAGGAGAAGCCCAAUAAGUGCAGUCAGUGUGAUUUUCGUGCAAACAGUGGGCAAACCCUAAAGAGACACAUGAUGAGCCACAGAUCAGAUGCGUCCACAGCCACAGUGGAAGGGGCUGUGGUCUCUGAUCUGACUCUGCAGUUUAGUGGUGAUCCAGACUUCCUUCAUAGUUAUGGCAGCCUGCGUCCUGAUCAACACCCACCCAGCCUGCUGGAGCCGGAGGGGCUUGGGCAGGAUUCGGACCCGCUUCCCGAGCUGCUCUUCCCCUUCACCUGCCGCGUGUGCGGCUCUGUCCUGGAGGACGAGGAGGGCACAGCCACACAGAUCUGUCGCAAAUGCACCCUGGACGUGCUGGCCAAAGGCUCACCUGUCAGCCCGGACAAAGGUGACAAGCUGUACUCCUGCACAGCCUGUGCCUUCAUCACACAGUACCCCAACCAUCUGGCCCGCCACAUGAAGACACACAGCGGCGAGAAGCCGUACAAAUGUCCGCAGUGUGACUAUGCCUCCGCUCACUUUGACAACCUCAAGCGGCAUCACCGCGUGCACACGGGCGAGAAGCCCUACAAGUGCCCCCAGUGCGAUUACGCCUGUGGCAACCUGGCCAACCUGAAGCGGCAUGAGCGCAUCCACUCGGGCGCCAAGCCCUUUCAGUGCGCCGUGUGCAGCUAUAGCUGCAACCAGAGCAUGAACUUGAAGAGGCACAUGCUGCGCCACACAGGAGAAAAACCCUUUAAGUGCCAGGAGUGUGCCUACACCACAGGCCACUGGGACAACUACAAGCGCCAUCAAAAAAAGCAUGGCCACUCCACCGACGGCUGGAUCAAGGCCCCACUGCCAGAGAAGGAGGAGGAAGAGGAGGAGGGCGAGAUGUAGCUGAAUGAGGAAACAAGGAGCUUGUUCCUCUUUUCUUUUUUUUUCUUUUUUUUUUUUUUUUUUAAAGAACUCUUCUCUCCUGCUCUUGAUGUCUAACUGAUGUUGCCUUAUUGUUUUUAUACUGAAAGGGUAUUGCAAAGUGCAAGCAAAAGGGAAGUUUUGGUUGGAGCCGUGUUUAGGGUUGUAGAAAAUCCAGUUCACUACCUGGUAAACUGUUAAACUUCUUGCUCCAAUUAUGUCAGUGCUUAAUUCAAUGCUGCAGCAGCUGCAAUAGCACUAAUGAAUGUAUAGACAUAUCUGGAUGGAUUUGUUUCUAAAAAGCUUCAGAUGGGUGUCAAAGAAGCACCUAAUCAGCACAAUGGAAAAAAUGAUGAGUCACAACAGAGAAGUAAGAAUGCUGCAGUGAGCUUGGAUGCAAGCUGAAUUUAUACAACCCCCUGCAUGGUGUGAGCUAGACUGCAUCUGGAGUACAGACCAUUCAAAUGUCAUAUGUGACUUUAAGUAUCAGUUGACUUUUAAAGAAUUGGGAGGUUACUAUAACUGUUACUAUAAAGCUGUUCUGAAAAAGCUGUCUUGAAGAUUAUAGUUAUAUAGCACCAAUGUCCUUAAGAAUGAAAGUAUUGCAAUAAAGCCAAUGAGUUACCUUUUCCCAGGUUGAUAUUGCAGCUGUUUGCUUUAUUUUGAUUUCUCUUUGUGGAUUUGAUUACACUGAAAACCUCUGGUGGCUGCUAAAUUGUGUAGAAUGCACAGUGACAGCAAUGUCUAGGUGCCUUGUUUUGGGAGGUGAUAUUCGUCCCUCCCUGAUCUUACUGUAUGUGGAUUUUCUAGUGCCAC